Molecule: messenger RNA, 1299 nt
Organism: Chaetomium fimeti
Lineage: Eukaryota; Fungi; Ascomycota; Sordariomycetes; Sordariales; Chaetomiaceae
Exons: 4
Coding region: 220-1047 (275 amino acids)
Source: RefSeq, a predicted model, not a curated record
GGAGGAGGGACAGGCACAUAAAACAAAUAUUCGUACCACCCUCCCAUCCGCUCUUGCCCUCCCACGUUCAAGAGGUCAGGUAAAACCAAUUGAGCUGACAAUAGAAAAUAAACGCCGUCGUUUGUUUCUACUUUGACAAUUCCCAUUCCAUCUCCAUUGACCACCAAGACCAAGCAAGCACCUCCCAAUCAAGUCGAUCGAAUCCAUCGCCCAACCACAAUGGAGAACCCAGCACAGGACAUCAAACACGUCCUUCGCACCCUGACCCAGGGGAGCCCGGACGCCCAACACGACGUCAUCUAUCGCUACUUCGCUCCCGGUGCCGUUUUCGAGCACCCAUUCUGCUGGGUCCCGUCCUUCAAGAACGUGAAUGUGCCACGUGUCGGCAAGAUCGACUCCCGUGUACUUAUCGCUGCCAUUUACAGGUGGUACAAAAUACUGAGUCCCAAGAUUGAGUUUGAACUCGAAUCAUGCGUCUACGAUGAGCGCUGCAGCCUCCUCUACCUCACCAUCUUCCAGGUCUUCUCCCUCUGGUUCAUCCCCUUCCACCGCGCCCCGGUCCGCCUGGUCACAGUCCUGCACCUAACCCCCGCCCCCACGACCGGAGACGGCACCCCGCCUCCCCCAUACGAUGCCGCUCAGGAAAAGCGUCAAGCCGUCCUGGAAGGCACCGAGCCGAGCUACGCAGCCGUUAUUUCCGGCGGAGCCUCUGCCACGCCAGCCCACCAGCCGCCGCAGCAGCAAAAGAAGGGAGAAGACAACACAUCCCCGCCGGGCUCCAGCGCGGGCGGCAAGCCCAGCGCUUCCCGCCCUAGCUCCAGCUCCGGUUCCUCCUCCAGCCCCCGUCCGAAGCGGUACGUGAUCGCGAAGCAGCAGGACCUGUAUCAGGUGAACGAGUGUGUCAAGUUCGUCACCCUGACGUCCGUGGUUCCCAUCAUCGUCGGCUUCCUGCAGUUGCUAGCCACCGUGACCUGCUUAAUUGGUGCCACCACACUAGGCCCGGUGAUGAAAGCUGUCAGGCCGGCCGGGGGAAAGGAGAAGGCCUAGGGUGUUGGAUACCGUGAUUGCAGUGGGAGACCGAAAAAAAGGAACGGGGCGGGUAAAGGGCGUUUAUGGCAUGGUUUAAGGUCGGACUGGCGCUCUGUGGGGGUUUGUCUUCAGUAUUAUAUCGACUUAUGGUUGCUGCGGGCGCAUCCUUAGAUUGUUUGCGAAAACGAAAUCUCAUCACCAGAGGGAUGCAUAGCUAGCUAGGGACAUGGAGAGCGAAUACCGAGUCUUGCUCCCACAUGAACUUCAAGC